GUAAUGGGACAGUUGGUGCGGGGUGUGUUUUCAGAAACUAGCUAAUAUAGAUUUGCGGCACACGAUCUGUACGUUUUUAUUGUAUAUAUAUAUAUAUAUAUAUUUUUUUUUUUAUAUAACAAUCAUGACAUCUACCAUUGAUGAUAGUGACAAAGAAAAGACCCUCUCUGUGUCUGUGGACCUAAACAACGACACCUCUCUACUCAUCGACAUUCCUGAUGCACUCUGUGAACGAGAUAAAGUCAAGUUCACUGUCCACACCAAGACCACCCUGAGCUCCUUUCAGAAGCCAGACUUCUCUGUUCCUAGGCAACAUGAGGACUUUAUCUGGCUCCAUGACGCUCUGGUUGAAACUGAAGACUACGCUGGGCUCAUCAUCCCUCCAGCGCCCCCGAAGCCAGACUUUGAGAGCCCCAGGGAGAAGAUGCAUAAACUGGGCGAGGGAGAAGCUACCAUGACCAAGGAGGAAUACACCAAGAUGAAGCAGGAGUUAGAGGCUGAGUACCUGGCUGUUUUCAAGAAGACUGUUCAAGUCCACGAGGUAUUUCUGCAGCGUCUAUCUUCUCACCCCAUCCUGAGCAAGGACAGAAACUUCCAGAUAUUCCUGGAGUAUGACCAGGAUCUGAGCGUACGGAGGAAAAAUGCCAAGGAGACGUUUGGGAGUUUCUUUAAGAACAUGGUGAAGAGUGCUGAUGAGGUCAUCAUCUCAGGGAUAAAGGAAGUAGAUGAUUUCUUUGAGCAGGAGAAGACCUUCCUGCUUGAUUAUUCGUCCAAGAUCAAAGACUCCACUGCCAGGGCGGAGAAGAUGACCCGCUCCCACAAAAAUGUUGCUGAUGAUUACAUCCACAUCUCUUCUACUUUGAACAGUCUCUCUGUCGAUGACAACACAGCACUUAAAAAGCACUUUGAGAAGUUAUCUGACCUGUUUGAGAAACUCCGGAAAGUGGAGGGUAGAGUGGCGUCGGACCAGGAGCUGAAGCUCACAGAGCUACUACGCUACUACAUGAGGGACAUCCAGGCAGCCAAGGACCUGUUGUACAGACGGGCCAGGACCCUGGCAGACUAUGAGAACAGUAACAAGGCUCUGGAUAAGGCCCGGCUGAAGAGUAAAGCUGUUGCUGCUGUGGAGGAGCAACAACAACAGUGUCUGCAGAGGUUUAACAAGCUUUCUGAGUCGGGAAAAAGAGAGCUGACCAGUUUUAAGGGCAGGAGAGUGGUGGCUUUCCGGAAGAAUCUAAUAGAGAUGGCUGAGCUGGAGAUUAAGCAUGCUAAGAACAACAUGUCUCUGCUGCAGGACUGCAUUGAGCUUUUCAAGAGCAGCUGAGCCACUGGUCUCUUACCAACCCUCCCAGACCACUGACCAGCUGGGCUUGGCGCCAGUCGGUUUCUGCUCUCUUGCCGACUCCUUAUGGAAUCGUCGUGCAAAACCGUGACUGGAGUAGGAAAAAUCACAAACUGGAUCUGGGACCAGGAUACUGACCAGCAGGCUUUGAGAAGGGAACCUGGAUACCCAUCCUCUCCACCCCAUAUGUGUCAAACUCAUUCCACGACGGAUUUUCGCUCCACCCUUGUACUUGAUUGAUGAAUUCAGGUCCCUAAUUAGUAAAGAACUCUCCUCACCUGGAUGUCUAGGUCUUAAUUGAAAGGAAAAAACAAAAACCCGCAGCCACUGGGCCCUCAGUGGAAUGAGUUUGACACCCCUCUACUCCUGGGGGAACCUGGAUACCCAAUGCCCUCUACCCUCUUCCUCCAGGGGAACUUGGGUCGUGUUCAUUAGGUCACACAUUUGAAAAACGUCCCUUUGCAACGGAAAACAAAAAUAAGCAUUUCUUAUUGGACAAGAUGACAUAGUUCCUCCCCGUUUCACUCAUUUGUGGGGAGUUUCGUGCCUUGAACCCGAUCCUGGAUACUCCCUUCCUCCAUCCCAAAAAUGCCACUUCAGAAACCUGCAUAUGUCUGUUUGACUGUUUUCUACCUGGAUGUUUAGUCUCUGUCCACCUGCCCCCUCCGUGUCUCUUUCUGCCCCCUCCGUGUCUCUUUCUGCCCCCUCCGUGUCUCUUUCUGCCCCCUCCGUGUCUCUUUCUGCCCCCUCCGUGUCUCUUUCUGCCCCCUCCGUGUCUCUUUCUGCCCCCUCCGUUGUCUCCUUCUGCCCCCUCCGUGUCCCAUGGAACACUCCCCUUUAGUGAUCACAGCAUUCCAGAACAGGGAGAAUUCAGCAUCCUGCACCAUCUUCUGACCUUUCUCCUCCCAUCUGUUUUUCAAUCGUGGGUUAUCUGAAUGAUUUGUAUUGUAGAUGGAUUACGCUUGUUCUUGUGUUGGAUUCUCUAUUUUGUAACAAUGGACUUUUUUCCCGGUUUAUGAUCAUGUUUAUAAUUGUUUUGGUUGCUUUUCAAGGCACGUGCCGACUAACCCCGUUACGCCCCUCACUUGUACAUAUAAAGAAAGACAGAAUUGAGGUUGAAUUUGGUCCUAGCAUAACGGUAAAACUUUGGCAGAGUGGAGUCACAGUAAUCUGGUGUUUUUUAAUGGUGCAUGCAUUAGCUAGCUAUAAUGGAAUAGUUUGGUUUAAAGUGGCAUUGCAAUGAGAGAACCUUUCUCUAAUACCAGUCUGAAGAGUGACUGCUGAGCUCAGCUGCUGCCUCUCUCUGGUUUGUAAUGGAACAGUUUGCAGGAUCUUUUUAGGCCACGCUGUAGCAAAAAUGUUUUACAAUGGACAACUUAAACAAUCGUUUCUUAUUGGACAAGUUCAGAUGGUCCCUCCUUGUUUUGGUACCUUAGUGAAUAGGACCCAGAUGGGAGCAACUGUUUACAAAGAGUAUAUAAAGAGGGUAUAAAAGGGGGGUACUAAUUUAGUGCCUAAAUAAAGGUUAUUGUGACUGCGUCCCGAUUGUCCACCCUCGUGCCAACGUCUGCAUUUGCACGGUCCCGUCAUGGAUUUAAAAGCAUUCGGUUCAUGAAAGCAUUGGCUGAAGGGAGUUUCCACCAUUUUGUUAAAUGGUUUGACGGUGGAGUCUGGAAAUGCUCACUUUGGGAGAAGGGUGGAGAAUUGGGACUUGGCCUAAUACACUCUUCUUCUUUUUUUUCCAUUACCAUACUUUUGAGAUCCGGCUGGGUUGAACUCGCUCCAAACUGCCAAGUGAAGAGACAUGCUUCUUUUUCAUGAUUUAAGAAGUGUGUGUGUGUGUGUGUGUGUGUGUGUGGUAGUUUGUCCAACAGUGGUGGUACCACACAGAAAUGCUUUGGCUGUACCUCAGGAAUGGCAACGGGGCUCUUUCCGCGUAUUCGUCUACAUUACUGCCGGUAAUAACUGGAGCCAACUAAAUUGUUUUUUGUUUUGAGACUUACAUAUAUUUUUGACAAGUUUACUUCCACAUAAUAUGGACCAGUUGAUUAAAAAAAAUUUUUUUUUUACUCCAGACCUUGUCAGUGUCGGCGCUGGUAGUUGCCAACGUUUACUGCCGUGAUGCUGAAGGGAUCCAUCGGCCCGGUCUAGACUAAAGAGUGACUAGUGAGUGCCAGGCAGCUAUGGUUUCUGUGCUAAGUGAGUCAAUAUUCAGUGGACUAGGCUGAGACCUGUGACACUGUUAGUGAAGUCCACCCAUAGUAGAGGACUGUAUGCAGUUGGUUCUAGUUAACAUUUAAAGCAAUAGACUUACAUGGCCAUAUUGGCUAUUGGAGAGUAACUCUGGUCCCAGCACUUAUUCGGAGGUGUGUGUGUACUUCAGCGUCAGCUUGUAGCUGUUGUCUAUGUCCCAAUUCUUUCACAUGCUUCCCUAAGCGUGCACUUGUACACUUCCCUUCAUGGAUUUUUAAAGGGACUGACUAGUGUAAGAAAAAUGGGGGAUACUCCCAUGCUUACACCAAUGAUCCAAUGCUUUUAAUUGUGUGGAGAGGAUGAACGUGCACUACCUAGAUAAGUAGAAUGUUCCUGAUAUCCUGCUGUGUUUACUAGUGUGGCUUCCUGUGCACUUCAUUGAUAUCCUGCUGUGUUUACUAGUGUGGCUUCCUGUGCACUUCAUUGAUAUCCUGCUGUGUUUACUAGUGUGGCUUCCUGUGCACUUCAUUGAUAUCCUGCUGUGUUUACUAGUGUGGCUUCCUGUGCACUUCAUUGAUAUCCUGCUGUGUUUACUAGUGUGGCUUCCUGUGCACUUCAUUGAUAUCCUGCUGUGUUUACUAGUGUGGCUUCCUGUGCACUUCAUUGAUAUCCUGCUGUGUUUACUAGUGUGGCUUCCUGUGCACUUCAUUGAUAUCCUGCUGUGUUUACUAGUGUGGCUUCCUGUGCACUUCAUUGAUAUCCUG
Molecule: messenger RNA, 4299 nt
Organism: Oncorhynchus tshawytscha (Chinook salmon)
Lineage: Eukaryota; Metazoa; Chordata; Actinopteri; Salmoniformes; Salmonidae
Product: sorting nexin-5
Exons: 13
Coding region: 125-1324 (399 amino acids)
Biological process (GO): pinocytosis
Cellular component (GO): endosome
Molecular function (GO): dynactin binding; phosphatidylinositol binding
Source: RefSeq, a predicted model, not a curated record